This is a messenger RNA of Osmerus eperlanus (European smelt), 2296 nucleotides long. It is a transcript of the gene alx4a, whose product is annotated as ALX homeobox 4a. Gene Ontology annotation, molecular function: RNA polymerase II transcription regulatory region sequence-specific DNA binding; DNA-binding transcription activator activity, RNA polymerase II-specific. NCBI's taxonomy places the organism in Eukaryota, Metazoa, Chordata, Actinopteri, Osmeriformes, Osmeridae. Gene Ontology annotation, biological process: regulation of transcription by RNA polymerase II. The record is from RefSeq and is a predicted model, not a curated record.
AGCAUCUUAAGAAAUAGCCUACACAAUUUAGUUUUUCUUCUUAACUGGAGUUUUUUUAAGCUUUUGGUCAGCGAGAAGGGUUACUAGAAGACAUCUGAAUCGUUUCAUAACCAAACCCAGAUGCAUCGCCAUUGCUUGUGUGUGUGUGUACGUGUGUGACUGCGUAGCCUAUGUGUGUGUUCAUCUGCGUGUGGACGAGACAGAGAGAGAGCGAGAGAGAGAGUGAGAGUGUCUGUUUGCCUCCCUUUCCGAAAAGGAAAGAACCAAAAAAACUAUUGGACGUACUUUUUGCCGUGCAACUUUUUUUAGGAAUGAACGCCGAGACGUGCGUUUCAUACUGCGAUAUGACAUCCAUGGAUUCAUAUUAUAGUCCUUCUGUACCCCAAGGUAGGGAUCAUCCGACGAACCCUUUUAGGACAUUCCAAGCGAGUGACACCAAAUACAGCUCCACUUUCCUGCCCAACAAAGGUCAGGCUUACGGAGAAAAGUCACGGAGCCCAUUCCAGGAGUGCCAGUCAUUGGAUCCCAUAGCUGGUGAAGGCACCUUUAACAAAUAUCACCUCUACAUGCAGAGGUCCUCUUGCAAAACUCCCCCCGAAGGCGGUAAACUGCACCAGGAAAGCGGACACAACGGAGCGCUCAUCCCUUGCUAUGGUAAAGACAGCUCAGGGCUGACCGAUUCUGACCUGCCCCCGACCUCUGACGCCUCUGGGAUGGACGGCAGUUACCUGGGUGUGAAGGACCAGGGAGUGAAGGGACCCUCCGACAGGCCCGGCAGUGACCUGGCCAGCGCCAUGGACAAAGGCGAGGGCGAGAGCAACAAAGGCAAGAAGCGACGCAACCGCACCACCUUCACCUCCUACCAGCUGGAGGAGCUGGAGAAGGUGUUCCAGAAGACCCACUACCCUGACGUGUACGCCCGCGAACAGCUGGCGCUCAGGACCGACCUCACGGAGGCACGCGUACAGGUGUGGUUCCAGAAUCGCAGAGCUAAAUGGAGGAAGAGAGAGCGCUUCGGGCAGAUGCAGCAGGUCCGAACACACUUCUCCACGGCGUACGAACUGCCUCUGCUCACCCGGCCAGAGAACUAUGCACAGAUCCAGAACCCAUCGUGGAUUGGUGGCAGUAGUGCUGCUUCCCCCGUCCCUGGCUGUGUGGUGCCCUGUGACACCGUCACCUCCUGCAUGACCCCUCACCCCCACGCCAGCAGCGGUGUGUCUGACUUCCGCGUGCCCAGCCCUGGGGGCCACAUGGGACAGACACAUAUGGGCAGCCUGUUCGGGGGGCCCCAGGGGGUGGGCACGGGCAUCAACGGAUACGACCUCAACAUGGACCCUGACCGCAAGUCCUCCAGCAUCGCCGCUCUGCGCAUGAAGGCCAAGGAGCACAGCGCUGCCAUCUCCUGGGCAACAUGAUGCCCCGGAGCGGGAAGGACAGGGGGCCCCUUGGAGCCUCAGGAGCCCCAGAGUCCAGACCAACCCAUCCACGACAGAGAUAGGUGGCGAUCUGUGUGCCACUGUAACAGCAAUAGUGAUGACCUAGAAUAAUGAUGACAAAAGCCAUAGAAAAGCCCAUAGCCAGCUGCUGGGUGCUGCAACUAACUGAAGAGGCAUGGACAAGCCUUUGGCCUCAUUGCCUUAUGAAUUUACACAGUGGACUGGUCGUGUGAGGGACGACAAUUACAGUUUAAGUAGCAAUCUUUCCAUCAGAAGACAAACGGAUUGGCGGCUUGCUGGGAACAACUUCUGGUGCAGUGAUCAUAAUUUCAACUAAGGAAAACCAAAGGAAAAAAGUUGAUUCAAACCAAUCCCUGCACUUAUUCACAACAUACAGGAAAUGCUGUAACACACAUAUUAUUGAGUGCUGAAAUGGCUUUUCUGUUCAGGUGUUGUUAUAUUUGAUUGUUCUUUUCUAGUAUUUAAGUUUUAAGUGUGUUUUUCUCUGGAUAAUUUAGCUUUUGGUUUUGUCACAGAAUCUAUCCUCCCUCAAAGCACAUACAUAUUAAUGCAGGACUUAUGCAGGAUAUCUCAACACAAACUUUGGACUAGAACAGAUUGAACUAACAUCUCCACAAUGUCUUGGUAACAGUCAAAUCCAAAAUAAAGCACAAAGACUACUUUUUCAUAGGUAAAAUAAUAGAAAAUAUCAGAACUGUCCACGAGAGAUGAAGAGAUGAAGAACAUUGUUUAUUUUCAGUGUCUGGGACACAGACAGUCAGACAGACACAGAAAGACAGACCCUUGACAGAUAGACUGCCCCUGCCUGUUACAGGGCUGCAGGAGCCUGAAGUGGUGAG